Messenger RNA from Chenopodium quinoa (quinoa), 1734 nucleotides. RefSeq names its product protein MAIN-LIKE 1-like. The record is from RefSeq and is a predicted model, not a curated record. Gene Ontology annotation, biological process: meristem maintenance; meristem development. Lineage: Eukaryota; Viridiplantae; Streptophyta; Magnoliopsida; Caryophyllales; Amaranthaceae. The transcript is spliced from 3 exons. The coding region runs from base 1 to 1734 and encodes 577 amino acids.
AUGCUGCGGAAGGACAAAGGCAAGUCAAUCGCCGGCGGAGAAGAGAAUGUAGUCGAGGGUUCUGGUCCACGACAUGCUAGAUCACGCGGCAUUAACGCGUCGAUUAGGAGAGAUAGGGGGCCGGGGAUUAGUAUACGGGAAGGUAGUUCUUUACCGGAGCGCGACAGAGAAGUGGGUAGUUCUGGGACUUAUUUGGAUGAGCGGGAGGGAUCCGGUCCUAAUCCUUUGUUGAGGACUACUAGCUCGGUUUCGGGUUCAGGUUCGAGAUACGAUGAUGAUGGACCUGAGGACGAUGAUGCUAAUGCUGAUGCUGAUGCUGAGGAGCAGCCGACUGUCGUGACGAGAGGUCCUGAUGGGAGAUUUACGAGUUCACGACCACCUCGAUCUGUAGCGCCUUGGCUUGUUCAGGGGCCGAUGGACGGUGGACCCGAUGUUGGGACCGUUAUUCCUAUUUUUGGGGCCCAUGUUGCUCGAUAUAUUUGGGACGGGCAUGAUCGACGGUUUUUGCGGUGUCAUACUAGAGCUAGUGUGUGUAGAUUGUUGAGUGAAUGGAUGGAGGGAUUUACGGCAGACACUGCUACGCGGAUACGACAGACUGGGUUGUCGCACCUGCCAAGCAUUAUGCACGACCACCUUAAUUUUCCGCUGAUUUCUGCUUUUGUGGAGAGAUGGCAGCCAGAUACAAACACCUUCCACCUACCUUUUGGUGAGAUGACCAUCAUGUUGCACGACGUUUACCACAUACUUGGUAUUCGGGUUGAAGGUGAUAUAGUUGCCGAGGAUCUAUCUAGUGACCAGUAUAGGACAUUUGCAGCUGAGUUGUUACAGUUGACUACAGAGGAGCUACAGGUCAAGACUCAGACUGCCAUAUAUAGGAAUGGUGGCGUCCAUACUGACCAGAUUUUUGAUAGGUAUCGUACUGUAGAGACUACAAAGGAGGUUCAGGUCAUUGGUUACAUGUGGGUCCUUUUGGGUAACACGCUCUUUACUGACAAGAGCGGUUCUCGUACCCACCCUUCUUUUCUCACUGAGUUGUGUGUGGAGCAUAACCUGGAGAGGUUGACGAGAUACUCCUGGGGUUCAGCCACACUAGCGUACUUGUAUCGUCAGCUCGGGCAUGCCACCCGAAAUGGAUGUGAUUCUAUCGUGGGUUGUCUAACUCUUCUCCAGUCUUGGAUAUAUGAGUACUUUCCAUGUUUUCGGCCUCACCAGGGUGUGUUGACACGAGACGUUCCAUAUGCACGUGCAGGGUUAUGGGAUGUUGGUAUGGCGCGGAAGCAUCAACAGCGUCUCGUGUCCUUUCGUACUCGACUUGACCAGCUGGGUGACCAUGAGGUAUGCUGGUUGCCGUACGGAGCUUUUCCAGCAUUACAGGUGCCUAGGACUGCGUUCACUGGAUUUAUUCGAUAUCGAGGCAUCAUAGAGCCAUAUAUGCCCGGUCGAGUUGUUCGACAGUUGGGGUUUAUACAGGAGGUUCCCGGUGACAUGAUUAGGCCUGAUGAUGCUCAUAGACCAGUUAGUGUUAAGUCUUAUAGGGUCAGUUUUUCAGCUCAGAUGACUACUCGCAUGUGGAAUGGUUUUGUUCCCGGUGCUGCGUUCAGUCUUCUGCUUGGUGGAUAUACUAGAGUUCCGCCUGGCGGACAUACUUGUGCACCUGACUACCUAUCAUGGCUUAGGAGAGUUAGUCAUCCUAUCGUCGCUCCUAAUGUUGAGGAUGAUCAUGGUCUUCCUUAG